UCAGUUAUUUUGUCGCAACAUCUUGACGGAUUAUCAUCGCGAACGGGUUAAAAUUUAUAAGAUACAAAACUAUCUUACACACCGACUAAACUCGUCUACUUAACGUGUGGGUGAAUUAAAUAGAUAAAUACUCUUUUUGAAAAGACUGAACUAUCUUCAAACAAAUUUUCGAAGGAAUAUAUUUUCACAUAUUUUAAGCGUCAUAAAAUGUGCUGAUUAUUACUCAGCCAACUAUCAGUGAAUCUUUAAAAGCAUUUUGAAACGAAAAUAGCAGAAACAACAACAAGAAAAACACGCGAAUAUUUUAAUAGUGCGAGCGACAAUGAAUCCGCACCUAGUUUGCAUGCUAAGUUGUCUUUUGGCAGCUAGUUGUGCGGCACAGCAGACAUACUUCAAUGGCGCACCACCGCCACUCCCGCCAUCGGGUCCGUCCUCCGAUCAGGACAUCUCACUGAGUGACAGACAGUUUAGAGUCGUCUAUGAGUGGCGAACAAUUGACUUUGCUUAUGCAGAUGAAUAUCAGCGAGGGCGGGCGCGACAAACGGGUGAAUUUAUCGAAAGGAAUGCCCUCAUAUCGGACGUGAAGGCGUUUGCCAAGCGUUUGUAUGUGACACUUCCACGAAUGCUGCCAGGUGUUCCAGCUACAUUGGGUUGGAUUAUAGCACCAGACAAUAAUGGACGAACUGACCCGCUCAUUGAACCCUUCCCAUCGUGGGAGAUGAAUCGUGAAGGUGAUUGCAGGGCGUUGCAAUUCGUGCAGGGAAUCGCAAUUGAUGCUGAUGGUUUGUUGUGGGCUGUUGACUCGGGAAGAAUUCAUACUCUUAGUCAAGAUCGUCCUAAAAAUACAUGUCAACCUAAAUUGAUGAUCUUUGACCUCAAGAGAAAUGGAACCCUAGUUCAUCGUUAUGACUUCCCAGAAGAAGUGGCCUCCAGAGGAACGAACUACCUCAAUAAAAUCGUAGUAGAUGACGCCUAUGGUGGAUUUGGUUACAUUACCGACAACAGUGGUUCAGAUCCUGGAAUCGUGGUGUUUUCACGAAAACUCAAUCGUUCAUGGAAGGUGAGGGAGCCAAAUUCCAUGAGAGCAGCCCUCAAUGCAGUCGACUUUGCAGUCAAUGGAACAAGUCUGAGAUUCUCAAUUCAUAUCGAUGGCAUCGCUCUAGGUCCAUACUACAACCCAAACAGUGGUGGUGAUUCCCUGAAUAUCAACUCGCCGAAAUUUGUCACUGAAAACUACGAACGAAAUGUCUACUACUCACCUCUGUCUAGUUAUCACUUAUACUCAAUUCCAGCUUCAAUCCUUCGUGAUCCGGAAUUCACACGACGCUCGACUCCAAGACAAGUCUUCGAAUCUGUCACCGACUAUGGACUGAAAAUCUCACAGACUGACGGCAUGAUCAUGGAUAACCGUGGAAUUCUAUACUAUGGCUUGUUGAAGGAACACGCCCUUGCCAAGUGGGAUUCCUAUCAACCCUUCACUCCGAUAAAUCAACAUGUCAUAGCCAAGGAUGACGAUUUCAUUCAAUGGGUAGAUGGUAUGUCCUUUGAUGAGGAUGGUUAUUUGUAUAUAGUGGUCAAUCGAUUGUACAACUUUGUUGCCGGACGCCUCAAUCCAAAUGAGGUGAACUUCCGGAUUCUGCGAGCUAAGACUGGCGGUUUGGGAUACACUUUCACGAAUAGUCCGGGAGUUGGUAAUAUUGGGCCGAUAGGUUUUGUGCCUGAGGGUGAACCUUUUGGAAAUUCCAUCGGCUUUGGUCUUUCAUCAACUACGCCAUUCUAUAAUCAAUUGGAAGGACGUGAUCCUUAUUUCAAUGGAGCUUCUUCGAAGUCGACUUUUAUAACGACGACGGGUGUGCUUUUGACUAUAUUUUUAAGCUAUCUUCUUCGUUAAGUUGUGUAAAUCCAAACUAUACUCAUCAUGGUUUUAACUUUAAGCCUGUGCUCAAAAAGAACUACAAUUUUAAGAGAGUCAUCAUAGUAUUUCCUGUUGUCCAUAUGUCAUAACUUGGUAUUUAUUUCUUUCUUUUUCAAAAAUUGUACCCGAUAAUAAUAAAUUGUGAGCAUCUUCAUUCUAUACCAAAAAUGUACUUAAAAUAUUAAUUGUAUAAAAAAGAAACAAAACAAAAAAUCAUUAAAUAUAUGUUUAAGAAUGUUAAGUUAGUUAAGUUUAUAUUGUUUUUAACAAUAAAAUCAUAUUUUAUUUUACAAAAAA
Eupeodes corollae is the source of this 2212-nucleotide messenger RNA. Its product is annotated as protein yellow-like. The transcript has 3 exons. The coding region runs from base 323 to 1891 and encodes 522 amino acids. Gene Ontology annotation, cellular component: extracellular region. Lineage: Eukaryota; Metazoa; Arthropoda; Insecta; Diptera; Syrphidae. The record is from RefSeq and is a predicted model, not a curated record.